Molecule: messenger RNA, 1941 nt
Organism: Sorghum bicolor (sorghum)
Lineage: Eukaryota; Viridiplantae; Streptophyta; Magnoliopsida; Poales; Poaceae
Product: MLO-like protein 1
Exons: 14
Coding region: 111-1757 (548 amino acids)
Biological process (GO): defense response
Cellular component (GO): membrane
Source: RefSeq, a predicted model, not a curated record
GCGAGUCGAUCUGCCGCGCGUUUCCUUCCGGGAGAGGCGAGACGCUUCACGUUUCCUCCUCUAUUUCGACGCUAGCUUUCGGCAGGACAGCAGCAGGAGUAGUGGGCUGAAUGGCGCACGACGAGGAGACGGAGGCGACGGCGCUGGAGUUCACACCGACGUGGAUCGUCGCGGGGGUCUGCUCGCUCAUUGUGCUCCUCUCGCUCCUGGCCGAGCGAGGCCUCCACUACCUCGGCAAGAAGCUCCAGAAGAAGAACCAGAGGCGCCCGCUCUAUGAGGCGCUGCUCAAGGUCAAAGAAGAGUUGAUGCUUCUGGGGUUCAUCUCCCUGCUGUUGACGGUGUUCCAGGGGAGCAUCCAGAAGACAUGCAUCCCUGAAGGAUGGACAUUCGACAUGCUGCCAUGCAAGAAGCCAGAUGUGCACGCCGGUAGGCGACAUGCCACCAAGAAGCAUUUCGUUGCUGUUGGGACUACCCUUGGCAGGAUCGGUAGGCGGCUGCUGAGUGCAAACGUUUUGUCUGAGCACUGCCAUAAUAAGGGGAAAGUUCCACUUCUGUCCCUUGAAGCCACACAUCAGCUGCACAUUUUCAUAUUUGUUAUGGCAAUCACACAUGUUCUUUUCAGCUGCACAACUAUGCUUUUAGGAAGUGUACAGAUACACCGAUGGAAACGGUGGGAGGAUGAAAUUCAGAAAGAUGCUGCUGAAAAUGGGCAUAAGAAGGUAACCCAUGACGAAUUCGGUAAAGAUUCUAUAAUAUCGAGUUGGCUGCAUUCUUUUCUUAAGCAGUUUUAUAGAGCGGUAUCUAAAUCAGAUUACAACACAAUGCGUCAUGGUUUUAUCAUGACUCACUGCCCUUCCAACCCAAAAUUUGAUUUCUAUGGAUACAUGGUAAGGGCUUUAGAAGCUGAUUUUAGGAAAGUAGUAGGCAUCAGCUGGUACUUGUGGAUCUUCGUGGUGAUAUUUCUAUUCCUGAAUGUUGACGGUUGGCACGUAUACUUCUGGAUUUCUUUCCUUCCCCUUAUUCUUCUGUUAGCUGUUGGCACUAAGCUGGAGCACAUCAUAGCUGAGCUAGUCCAUGAUGUAGCUAAGAAGCACACAGCUAUCGAGGACGAUGUGAUCGUAAAACCAUCAGAUGAACACUUCUGGUUCGGCAAGCCUAGGAUUAUCCUUUACCUGAUCCACUUCAUCCUGUUUCAGAACUCAUUUGAGAUUGCGUUUUUCUUCUGGAUACUGACAACUUACGGAUUCGACUCAUGCAUCAUGGAGUCUGUUGGUUUCAUCGCGACGAGGCUUGUCAUGGGGGUUGUUAUUCAGCUUAUAUGUAGCUACGUCACCCUGCCUCUGUAUGCAAUUGUAACUCAGAUGGGGAGCUGCUACAAGAAGGAGAUCUUCAACGAUCAUGUGCAGAAGGGCGUCCUGGUGUGGGCAGAGAAGGUCAAGACGAGUAGGAGGGGGUCUGAGAAGGGGUUGAAGGGAUUUGGCGCUGCUAGCAAGAAGGAAUCGACGACGACAGACAAUGCCGCUUCCGCGGAACCUUCUGUGAAGAUUGAAAUGGCCAAGGGUGGGGAGGAUGCUGCUGAGGGCGUUGGGGUGUGGGCAGAGAAGCUCAGGACGAGUAGGAGGGGGAUGAAUAAGGGAGUUGGCGCUGCUAGCAAGAAGGAAUCCACGAGCAAUGCCGCUUCCGGAGAACCUUCUUCUGUUAAGGUUGAAAUGGCGAAGGCUGGGGAGGAUGCUGAGGUCGUUGAAAACAUAGAAUAAUCAGAUGAUGAUGAUGGGAGUGGGACAGCAGGGUGCCCGUACGUGUUGUAGUGAUGUGUAACAGGUUCAGAUGUCAUCAUUUUUACUGUCGCAGCAGCAGCGAAAUAAGUGUCUCAGUAACUCAAUUUGAGGCUCAUGUAAAGAUUUAGGCUAUAAAUAAAGAGUACCCUUUGAAAUUUGAAUA